GUGUCGUCUUGGGAGCUGCACGGCAGCUCUGCCCAGGGCGAUCUGGUAAGAAACCGCCUCCUGGCCAGGACCCAAACAAAACACGGCCUUAACUUUGCCCUGUGCGUGUGCUGGCUUGGGGCUGGUAAAAGUCCGUGGGAGCCCUUAAACGGGUCAGUCUGGGAGGAGCUGUGCCCGUGGACAUGGGGGCCAAGCUGCUGUGGCUCUUCCUCACCUCUGCCCUCCUUGCUUACUACAUCUACACCCCCAUCCCCGAGGACAUCGGGGAGCCCUGGAAAGUGAUGCUUCUCUCUGCCGGCUUCAGGACCAUGGGGCACCUGGCUGAGGUCAUGGAUCAGCUGGGCCUGAUGCACUACAUGGAGGUUCUGACGCUGAUCACGGCCGCCGAGUACGUCGCACCCACGUCUGAUGAAAACGUCACCGUGAUGGACACGGAGUUCAGCAACGUUGCCGUCCGCCUGUACCUGCCCCGGAGGGUGUCCGAUGGCCCCAGGAGGGCCGUGCUCUUCUUCCAUGGCGGAGGGUGGUGCCUGGGACAGGCAGGCAUGAAAUCCUACGACCAGCUGUCAAGGUGGACUUCAAACUUGUUAAAUGCUGUCGUGGUAUCGGUCAACUACAGGUUGGCACCUAAAUACCAUUUUCCCACCCAGUUUGAGGAUGUGUAUUCGGUAACGAAGUUCUUCCUCCAGAGCAGUGUCCUCUCCCAGUACGGGGUGGACCCGGAUCGGGUCUGCGUGGCAGGAGACAGUGCAGGUGGCAACUUGGCUGCAGCCGUGGCACAACAGCUGUUAGCGGACGCUGAAGUCAAAACUAAACUCAGAGCCCAAGCUUUGAUUUACCCUGCUCUUCAACCCCUUGACCUGAAUUUGCCAUCUUACCAAGAAAAUGCAAACAAGCCCAUUUUAUCCAAGUCACUUAUGGUCAGGUUCUGGAGUGAAUAUUUCACUUCUGAUUCGUCUCUCCGGGAAGCCAUGGCCCUCAACAGGCACGUCCCGGUUGAAUACAGCCACCUCUUCCAGUUUGUAAACUGGAGCGCUUUGCUGCCUGCGGAGCUGAAGAAGGGCCACGCUUACACCAGUCCCACCUUCGGGAGCCCCGAGCUCGCGCACAAGUACCCGGGGUUUCUGGACCCGCGGGCGGCCCCGCUGCUGGGGAGCGAUGAGCGGCUGCGGGGGCUGCCCCCCACCUACGUCCUCACCUGCCAGCACGACGUCCUGUGGGACGACGGCGCCAUGUACGUGGGGCGCCUGCGGGCCCUGGGUGUCCCCGUCACGCACCAGCACGCUGCCGACGCCUUUCACGGGGCCAUGACGUUUGUCUUGGGUCCAGCCAAGUUAGCUGUAGGGCAGCGGCUGCUCAGCAGCUACAUCGAGUGGUUAAACGAGAACCUGUGAGCUGGGAGCGUCGCCUCGUCUGCCCGGCUGGCGUGUGACUGAGGAGGGAGGAGAGCAGGAGCUGUGUGAGGUUUGGGGCGUGAUCCCCUCCGCGUUGUGUCCCCCGGAGGCGUCUGCGUUGCAGCCUCUCAUCUUCCCUGGCAGGAAAGCCAGUCUGAUUGUAACCCCGCCUGUCCUUUCAGUGCUGUUGGCUGAGCUGGGAGCCCCACGAAGGGCCGGGACUGCCCUGGGAUUUCUCUCCUGGCCCAGACCAGAAGGGUUGGUGUGCCCGACCCUGCCCCACGCUGCCUGGGCUUGUCCAGCGGCAGCUUGGCACGGUGCCUGCGCCUCAACGGCCUGUCGGCCGCCUCUUGUCUUCCUGUACCAUGUCCCCAUGUCCCAGCCUUGUGCAGACGGGCUGGGCUGCCGCUGGCACACGGGAGGUGCUCAGGGCCGUCGGGUGAUGCGGCGAGCAGAGGUGGAGGGACCUGGUGCUGUGAAACCUCUGCCCGUCGCACACAGCUGCCGGGUUUGUGCUGUCGUCCCUCUGCAGCACAGCUCAAGGGAGGCACCGAAACAGAGGGGGAUGACUGCAACGGUGCAAGUGUUUGGGGUUUGGGGGUUUGGUUUUGUUCUGGUUUGGGUUUUUUUUCCUAGAAAGCAUCUGUCCUGGUAAUCACUUCCUUUAAUCCCUGUACUAGAAGGAAAUAGUGUAACAAAACAGCGCUGGAUAUUCAUCAGGGAAAGGGAGACUGAAGGUCCUAGCCUUACAACAGCACUGCUGCAUGGCUUAUGCUACUUAUCAAAUAAGGAUGUAUUACGUGUUCUAAUUAUCCUUAAAAUUCUUCUGCGUUUUAUACAUACGAAUUUUUAAAAACAGAUUUAGCUUAGUAGCUUUAUAGGCCUGAAAAAGAAACACGAUUCAGCUGUCAGUCUUGAACAAAUACCCUCUAUAUAAAUAUUAGGUGUAUUAAAUGUACACUCUAAAAAUGUUGAAUGAAUGCACACACUGGCUGGCUCUUGGUUUUGAACUGACCACAACACACCACAAACAUGUAUUUCUAGCGUCCUGCUUUUUAGUUUUGCAGAAAUGACACAAUCUUGAAGAACUGUGGUUUUUUUCCGAGUGUGUGCAGCCUGUUUAGGUGGAAUGUAUGUGGAAUGGUUGCUCUCUUUUUCUUCAUCUUUACAAUGUUGAAUAUAAAAAUUAAACUUGUCUUUGAUUCCAGUGCCAUGUACUUCUUGUCACUCAGGUAUCCCGUCUAUCGGAGAGGAGUAACAAGGUGCCUUUAGCACACAGCAGCUAUUGCGGACGGCAGGGCCCCAGCCCAGGGAGAUGUUGCUUUAUUUCUGCUGUUACUGUUGAU
Messenger RNA from Athene cunicularia (burrowing owl), 2740 nucleotides. RefSeq names its product arylacetamide deacetylase (gene AADAC). The transcript is spliced from 5 exons. The record is from RefSeq and is a predicted model, not a curated record. Gene Ontology annotation, cellular component: membrane. The coding region runs from base 183 to 1394 and encodes 403 amino acids. Lineage: Eukaryota; Metazoa; Chordata; Aves; Strigiformes; Strigidae. Gene Ontology annotation, molecular function: carboxylic ester hydrolase activity.